AUGUUGUUUCAAGUGGAAGGUUGGAAAUUGAAGAAUGACAAGAAAAUAGCGUUGGGAGGAGUUAAGGAUAAGAAGAAAAAGAACAAGAAUAAAGACAAGAAGAAGGAAAGGUCUGGAGAUGAACAACAUAGUGUGGGCCAUAAGGAUGCACAGCAUGAUCAUGAAGAGCAGCCAGCCAAAUCUAAAAAAGGAGACAAGACGAAGCAAAGAGACGAUGGUGUUGACACACAUGAGGAAGCAUCACUCAAGGAUAAGAAAAAGAGGAAAAGAGAUGCUGCUGAAUCAGAUUCCAUCACUCACAAGAGAGCCAAAGCUAUCAAGCAAGUAGCAUCAAACACAACAACCCCAAAGGCACCAGUAGAGCCAGUACCACCGGUCCCUGUUACCACCCAAACUAAGCUAACACCCUUGCAACAAAAGAUGAUGUCGAAAUUGUCAGGAUCUCGAUUCAGAUGGAUCAAUGAACAAUUGUAUACAAUCACAUCAGAAGAAGCUCUCAAGCUCAUCAAAGAACAGCCGUCAUUAUUCGACGAGUAUCAUGAAGGAUUCAAAUCACAAGUGUCUAGUUGGCCUGAAAAUCCUGUUGACGUAUUUGUUAAACAAUUUGAAACACGAUUACUUUCCAGAAACAUCAACGCUCCAGGUGGUUUACCUGGUACAAGAGACAAGAAAAUUGUUGUUGCUGAUAUGGGAUGCGGUGAAGCACAAUUUAGUGCAGAUGUAACCAAAUUUGUCCAACAACAAAGGAAAAAAUCAAAGAAAUACAAGAAUCUCGAUGUUGAAGUCCAUAGUUUUGAUUUGAAAAAGCAAAAUGAUCGAAUCACAGUGGCUGAUAUCAAGAAUGUGCCAUUGGAAGAUGAGUCAGCCACAAUUGUCAUUUUCUGCUUGGCUUUAAUGGGAACGAAUUUCUUGGAUUUUAUUAAGGAGGCAUAUAGGAUAUUGCAACCACGAGGUGAGUUAUGGAUUGCUGAAAUCAAAUCAAGAUUCAGUGAGAAACAAACGGGUAAAGGAGGUAAUGAUGAGUUUGAACAAGAAGAUGCUGAAAACAGCACUGUUGGUAAAGAAUUUGUUGAUGCUUUGAAAUUGUGUGGGUUUUUCCAUAAACUGACGGAUAAUUCGAAUAAAAUGUUUACGCGAUUUGAGUUUUUCAAACCACCACAAGAUAUAAUUGAUGAGAGAAGAGCCAAGUUGGAGAGGAAGAGGAGGUUCAUUGAAGAAGAAAGUGAGAAGGAGAAAUUGGAAAACAAGAGGGAGGUCAAGCCUGAAGGACAAUGGUUAUUAAAGCCUUGUAUAUACAAGAGGAGGUAA
This is a messenger RNA of Lodderomyces margitis, 1308 nucleotides long. It is a transcript of the gene RRP8, whose product is annotated as 25S rRNA (adenine645-N1)-methyltransferase. Gene Ontology annotation, biological process: rRNA methylation; ribosomal large subunit biogenesis. NCBI's taxonomy places the organism in Eukaryota, Fungi, Ascomycota, Pichiomycetes, Serinales, Debaryomycetaceae. Gene Ontology annotation, cellular component: nucleolus. The transcript has a single exon. The coding region runs from base 1 to 1308 and encodes 435 amino acids. Gene Ontology annotation, molecular function: rRNA (adenine) methyltransferase activity. The record is from RefSeq and is a predicted model, not a curated record.